AUGUCGGACCCAACGGUUGAGUUGCCACUCUAUCUGACGCCAAAUUUCUUUAGAAGAUGCUUGGAGCAUGGAUUACAGCAGCAGGAUCUGCAGGUUCUCGAUGUGAAAUUAACGAAUCUAACACGAGGAGGAGAAAACUAUUGCAGUAACAUUUAUCGAGCGAAUAUUAAAUAUAAAAAUACCGAAAGAAAUAAUGUGGAAAUUUCAUUGAUCGUCAAAUCAAUGCCAGAUGAAAAGCAAGCAAUAUUGGCUCGUCUGCAUAUUUACAACAAGGAGAGCAUUUUCUAUAUGCAUAUUAAGCCAAAAUUGGAGACCCUUAUGUGGCCACGAAACCAAAUAGUAGGCCAUGAAAAAUGGGAAUUGGGUGCCAAACAUUUUUAUUCCACCACUCAACCAGAGCAGACGAUUAUAUUCGAGGAUCUCUGCUCUGAUGGCUAUCAAUUGAAAUGCCGUCAAUUGGGUUUAAAUUUCGAUCAUGCCGCCUUGGUAAUGAAGAAAUUGGCCCAAUAUCAUGCUCUAACCAUGGUAAUGGCGGAACAUGAACCCGAGAUUAUUAUAGAUCGUUAUCCAUUUGGUCUAUUGCAUAUGGAUGCCAUUAAAUCGGAACCAUUUAAGUUACUCUUCGGCACUCAACUCUUGAAAUUGGCUGCCUUGGUGGGAGAUUGUGAGGGUUUUGGUUCGAUUACACGAAAACUCUAUCGUUAUCAUGAACAUUUCACGGAGCGUGUCCUGAAAUCUGUUUAUCCUCUACGAGGUGCCUUUAAUGUGCUCAAUCACGGCGAUCUGUGGGUUAAUAAUAUAUUCUUCAAAUACGAUAAUCAAUAUAAGGUGGAAAAAGUGAAGAUUAUCGAUUUUCAAUUGUGUUUUUAUGGUAGUUUGGGUUUCGAUGUCAACUAUUUUCUUAAUACCAGCUUGGAAUUGGAUGUGCUAAGGACUCAACGCCAACAACUGAUAGAUAUAUAUUGUGAGUCCCUAAUGGAAUGUCUGAAACACUUGCCCUUGUCUAAACCACAUCCAACAUGUGAUGAUAUUUUGGAGGAGAUUCGUGCUAGGGAGGCCUAUGGCUUUUUUGUGGCCUUUGGUUUCUUCCCCUUGAUGAGUAUGAUUGGCAUUGAUUCGGAGGACAAUUCCCUUAAGAACUUUCACGAUGAGGAAUUCGCCAAACAAAAGGUUCAACUCAUGUUUGAGGGCAACGUACGCACACUAGAGAGCCUGAAGUUCGCAUUGCAACGUUUAGAUGACUUGCACAUUUUUGAUUGAAGGUCACACAUUGUAUACAAUGCAUCUGAAAGUCUUGGUUAUUGCAUGAUGAUAGAACGACAAUCAAGAAUAUAUAGUUAUAUAUACAUAUAGAAUACAAAUGAA
Drosophila willistoni is the source of this 1365-nucleotide messenger RNA. RefSeq lists its product as uncharacterized. Lineage: Eukaryota; Metazoa; Arthropoda; Insecta; Diptera; Drosophilidae. The record is from RefSeq and is a predicted model, not a curated record. The transcript is spliced from 3 exons. The coding region runs from base 1 to 1260 and encodes 419 amino acids.